Phragmites australis (common reed) is the source of this 1837-nucleotide messenger RNA. Its product is annotated as E3 ubiquitin-protein ligase BIG BROTHER-like. NCBI's taxonomy places the organism in Eukaryota, Viridiplantae, Streptophyta, Magnoliopsida, Poales, Poaceae. The transcript has 7 exons. Bases 745 to 1494 code for a protein of 249 amino acids. Gene Ontology annotation, molecular function: ubiquitin-protein transferase activity; ubiquitin conjugating enzyme binding. Gene Ontology annotation, biological process: negative regulation of organ growth; protein ubiquitination. The record is from RefSeq and is a predicted model, not a curated record.
GCAUUGGCUUUCUUAGAUGGUUGUUCUAAAAGUUUUUUUUUUCUUGUCUCCCCUUUCCUUGCUGUGAGCAAUCAAAUCCAAAUGUUUCCUUCGGGGAUGGGUACUCCAAUCUCUCCAUUUUUGUCGCAAUUUGUUUGCUGAUUGAUUGAGUACUAAUGCCGGUUUAUUUUCCAAAAUUUUGGGGGUUUGAGGGGUUCAACUGAACCCCCAUACCCCAUGUUAAGUCCGGCCCUAGAGCCUCGCAACGUUGUUUUUUUUUUGUCUGGAUCGCGCAUUGAUUCAUGCAAUGUAUUGGCAGUUCUCCGGUUUGAUGAGCGCGCAUUGUAGCAUUGGCGGCAAAACGUACCACUUUUGUUAGAUCAUUUUGCGGUAUGAUGAUAAUUUGGUCGUUGUGUUAUCAAUGCGAAUUUCAGCUUGCAAUCUGUGUCGCCGAAAGCCACAAUUAAUAAAGACCGAUGCAUGUAUCUUCUCUUUGGAGGAACCAUUUACUUGGACAUAAUAAGCAAGAUCUGUAGUUUUGCUUAACAUCUUUGCAGCUCAUCUUCUUAUUGAAUUGGAAGAUCAGUGUGUAAAUUCUACAGUCCGUACGACUCCCAUACUUAUUCUUUGAUUUCCAGCUAAUAGCUUCCUGCUUCGAUUUCAUCUAAAUGACAUGAUAUAGGGAAUACCAACGUUUGCAAUUGUUUCAGUUUAAUGCAACUUUUAUGGGUUGAUUUCUUUUAGGUGCAUGUUCCAUCACAAGGAAUGAACGGGAGUCGACAAAUGGAACUUCACUACAUAAACACCGGUUUUCCAUACACCGUCACUGAGAGCUUCAUGGAUUUUUUUGAAGGUCUCACCUAUGCUCAUGCUGACUUUGCUCUCACAGAUGCCUUUCAGGAUCAGGUUAACCCGUACUGGGCUAUGAUGCAAACAAACUCGUAUAAGUAUGGAUAUUCUGGUGCAGGGAAUUAUUACAGUUAUGGACAUGCUUAUGACACGGAUGAUUACAUGCAUAGAGCUGAUGGUGGAUGCAGAAUUUGGGAUAAUACUCCACCUGUAAACAAUACGGACUCUGCCAAUGUUGUCCUGCAGAGUGGUGAAGCUCCUCAUACAACUGCAAAUUCCACUACUGAGGAAUGCAUACAACAAGUACACCAAAAUCCGGGCAGUCCUCAGGUUGUUUGGCAAGACAAUAUCGACCCUGACAAUAUGACAUAUGAGGAAUUGUUGGAUUUGGGUGAGGCAGUUGGAACCCAGAGCCGUGGUCUCUCCCAAGAACGCAUUUCAUCACUUCCUGUCACAAAGUACAAGUGUGGUUUCUUUUCAAGGAAGAAAACACGCCAUGAGAGGUGUGUGAUUUGCCAAAUGGAGUACAGGAGAGGAAAUCUGCAGAUGACACUUCCCUGCAAGCACGUAUAUCAUGCCAGCUGCGUGACAAGAUGGCUUAGCAUAAACAAGGUAUGCCCUGUUUGUUUUGCUGAAGUUCCUGGCGAGGAGCCCAAGAAGCAAUGAGUUAUGUGCCCUCCACGAAAUUAUUGCGCUCAGAAGCUCAGCUCACGGUGCCCCAAUGGACGCAAGAUUUCUGCUUGAAGGCAGCUUGUUCAACCCACUUUAGAUUUGUGUAUUAGCAUCAUAUUACCAAAUAUAGGUUAUAAUCAGAUGUAGUUGGAACUGCUACCGAGAGGUUUGCUGUAGGCUGUAGAGUUCCGACUGUGAACUAAGACCACCUGAUUGACGAAGACAUGCUCGAUCACUCGCGCUGGCGACAUGUUUUUGUCCAUUGCAAAGAGCAUGUGCUAGUUUGUGUUACUUGAAUAUGAUUAAGAUUUUGCGGACAGAAAAAAUUGAUUUAUUA